This is a messenger RNA of Necator americanus (New World hookworm), 252 nucleotides long. RefSeq lists its product as uncharacterized. Lineage: Eukaryota; Metazoa; Nematoda; Chromadorea; Rhabditida; Ancylostomatidae. The record is from RefSeq and is a predicted model, not a curated record. The transcript has a single exon. The coding region runs from base 1 to 252 and encodes 83 amino acids.
AUGAAUCAACGAACAAAUGUUGACGUUCCAACACCAGCCGGAUGUAAAACACCGUUUGAGGUGGUAACUGGAGUAAGACAAAGGGCAGUGGCAGGAACCUUCCUCUUCAAUUUCGCCAUCAACGACAUUAUGCGAAGAAGAGUAGAUAAAUGUCCUGCCGAUAUCAUCCUAGCAUCAUCAGGAUGCCCCUUGACCGAUAUCGAGUACGCUGAAGAUGUUGUUAUAUUCGCGGAAAGCAGUACGAAACUUUAA